Messenger RNA from Talaromyces proteolyticus, 1647 nucleotides. RefSeq lists its product as uncharacterized. The record is from RefSeq and is a predicted model, not a curated record. Bases 1 to 1647 code for a protein of 548 amino acids. The transcript has 2 exons. NCBI's taxonomy places the organism in Eukaryota, Fungi, Ascomycota, Eurotiomycetes, Eurotiales, Trichocomaceae.
AUGGCAUCAAUGUCAUGGGUGUUGAGGCUACCGUUUGUAAUUAUCCUGACGGUCUUAUUUGCAUACUCAAUUCGAGGGCAGCGUGGAACCCAGAGUGGUUUACGACGGCUUUUAGAGAGCCUACAAACGUCAGCCUCACCAGCGGUGUUUUCAUCUACAACAGACUGUACGAAAUGGCUGCGACAAAACCCUGCAAGUAUUGUUUAUAACUAUGGUGUGAAUGACACCUUAUCUGGCGCCGGCGCUCUUAGGGACUGCCUCCUACGAGAUGAAGCAACACAAGCGAGACAGAAGAUCCAAGAGAUUCUGAUAGCUCUUCCACUGUUUAGCCAGCCAGGCGCGGAGCAACAGCCCUUACAGGAGCUUCUUCAGAUUCUGCCAAACUUGGAGUCCCUCAGGUGUAAUGGACAUUAUCACGCGUGCAGAUCUCUUAAUCGUCAGCUUUCCAAAAAUAACAACAGUUGGUCUACAUAUUUUAGCUACGACAUGGGAAACAAAGUAAUUCCAUUUAUUGAAUGCAGCUCUAACUCCCUAGUGUAUGAUGGUGGAGAGAGUGACGAGAGACUCGAUCAGCUCUACCACGCUCUCGUCGCGUGUCCGAAUAUACAGUCACUAAGCCUUUCUCUCAGUCAAGGCAGCUGUAUAAUUGGGGACACACGCCGAUCAUUCAGCUGGAAAAAGGGUGACCGUUUUCCCGCCCUCGAGAAUUUGACUUUAUCUGGCUAUGACUGGGAUUUCAGGGUCAAUAGUCGUGAACCAUCAAACGCUGAGCAUUGGAAAGCAUCCAUGGACUGGAGUAAACUGAAACGAUUGGAUUUCAGUCUCCCAUCGAAUUCAUUUCUUGAAACCUUCCGCGAUGAACUAGGCGGUCUUGAGUCCCUUGUCCUACGCCAUAGAUUGGGAUUUUGGGGUGACGAAGAGACGUUGUGUGCCUUUGAUGCAACUGCCGAAGAACUGCGACAAAAUUAUACCUCCUUUAUUGCCGCACUCCUGCCGUUGCACGAACUGAGCAUCAGUGGCGUCGGUCAACCGCUCAACAUGACACCCAUCUUGGAGACCCACGGCGCUAGUCUAGAAAAACUAAAUAUUCACGAGUUUGAACAUGACUGCAGAUAUGCAACUGGAAACGCUACCUGGGUACGACCAGUUCUGGGUGUAUCAGAGGUAGAGGAAAUCAUUGUCUCGGCUCCAAAUCUCAAAGAGCUUACACUGGAUGUAUACCGAAGCUCCAAUAAAUGGCCGAAUUCUAUGCUCAAGGCACUUUCCAAGUUUCCUCAUCUUGCCCGACUCACUAUAUACUUUGACCUAGAGGACCCAGGCAGGACCAGAUAUGCAGAGCGAUGUCUUGUGAACGAAUGGGUUCAUGGUCAAUACUGCACCAUUCACGAGCUUAUGGAACCACAGCUGAAUCACACAACAGCAAGCGAGAUAUUCCACACCAUACGGCAAUAUCAGGCUGGCACCAAACUUCAAAACGUUACAUUUUUUGCUGGUAACUUUGGGAGGCAAGAAGGAGGCGGCUUAAGAAUUGACCCUCACUAUGAGUGGAACAAGCCAGCAAGGUAUGACUGUUGGAUGGAAGAGGAUAUCAUCAAAUGUACAGGUCAACACGACAUUGAUUUGGAUGACGAGGACUUUCUUCUCUAA